GAAAAGGCACCGCCCCUAACGACUGUGGCCAACUUUCGUGAUGUUGCAAGCUUGGUCAAGAACAUCGAACCAGGAUUGUUGUAUCGUAAUGAUGCGAGUCGAGAAGACCUUAACACUCUUCGCGACCGACAUAAAAUACGAUCAGUGAUAGAUUUACGCGGCAUGAAUCCGUGGCCCAUGAUCUCUACAUUGCAACUGCCGGGCAAGCACGAUACCGAUUAUACUUACCAGUAUCCAGAUCUAAUCGCCUGUACCAGCAUACUCGGCCUUAGGUUGCAUUACAUAGGCCUCGGUGGUCCGCAAUAUGGCCGGUAUGUGGCAAGUCAGAUAGGUUUUUGGAACAAAGCCAAAGCCUUCACCGAAAUUGCUUUCAUGCCGGCAAGCGGCAUUAAGAAUUGGAAAACCUUUGUCAACACGAAGAUGGGUAAAGAACGCAUGGCUAUACCCGAGGCCAUCAUCGAUCACUCAUUACCACAGAUCAAGGCUAUCUUCAAGGUCUUGACGGAUCCUUCGUCAUAUCCAGUCUUGAUCUUGAACAACUGGGGCACGGAUUUCGUGUCGCUGAUCACAUGGAGUGCAUACAUCGCGAUUACAUGCAGACAUACGACGCAU
Aureobasidium musti is the source of this 612-nucleotide messenger RNA. The record is from the annotation of a GenBank genome assembly. NCBI's taxonomy places the organism in Eukaryota, Fungi, Ascomycota, Dothideomycetes, Dothideales, Saccotheciaceae.